Messenger RNA from Fonsecaea erecta, 660 nucleotides. RefSeq lists its product as hypothetical. NCBI's taxonomy places the organism in Eukaryota, Fungi, Ascomycota, Eurotiomycetes, Chaetothyriales, Herpotrichiellaceae. The transcript has a single exon. The coding region runs from base 1 to 660 and encodes 219 amino acids. The record is from RefSeq and is a predicted model, not a curated record.
AUGGGCUUCCUGCGCUACCUCGAGUACUUCCUCUCACGUCUCUUAUCCUCGCAGAGAGGGCGGGACGCCAAACUGCUGACCCGGGCGACCAUCUUCUCCAACAUCCCCCAAAACGUCCUGGUGACCUCGCCGACGCUGGGAGGCUCGCCCGCGCACCUGAGCACCGAACACUCGCAAUUCGGCAGCUCCUUAUUCCCGGAUUUGUCGUGGUCUCUUGGAACCACUGAUAGCAGCGCUACCAAGGGUGUUGUCAAGGAGUGGCUCUUGAUCUGCGAGGACCCAGACGCGCCGCUCCCGCUCGUGCCGAUUCACGGACUGUACUACGCCAUCCCCGCGACGAAGACAACUGUUGGGCUUGAGGACUUCGCCAUAAAGCUGGACACAUCCCACCCUGCACCGUCGGAUGAGGCCGACAGCGCAAAAUGGCUUGCGGGUGGGUUCAGGCUCGGCAAGAACUGGCGCGGCACCCUCUAUUCCGGACCACGCCCGCCCGUGGGCCAUGGCGAACAUCGGUAUUUCUUCCAGGUGGUUGCCUUGAACGAUUGCCUAGACACGGCCAAGAUGAAACCAGUGGCCACCAGAGACGACGUGCUCAGGGAGAUGCAAGGCAAGAUUUGCGGGUGGGGGGAGUGGAUCGGGAUCUUUGAGCAGAAAUGGUAG